CAUUUCCGCCGAGUCUUCCUGAGUCUCUAACUUCUCUCCCUCCUCCUCCGACUUGAAGUGUUUCCGCUCCGGGCGGCGAUCCCGGGAGGCGGCGGGCUGGAUGAGCGUUGGAGCUGCUCGGACGCUGCGGGUGCCUGGCCGUCAUGGCUACGGCUGUGGAACUCUGUUAAUACUGGAUCAAAAUGAAUCUGGGCUUAGACUCUUUAGAAGCUUUGACUGGAAUGAUGGUUUGUUUGAUGUAACCUGGAGUGAGAACAACGAACAUGUCCUUGUCACCUGUAGUGGUGAUGGCUCACUGCAGCUCUGGGAUACCGCCAAACCUGCAGGGCCACUGCAAGUCUAUAAAGAACACACUCAGGAGGUUUAUAGUGUUGACUGGAGUCAAACCAGAGGUGAACAGCUGGUGGUGUCUGGCUCAUGGGAUCAAACUGUCAAAUUGUGGGAUCCAACUGUUGGAAGGUCUCUGUGCACCUAUCGAGGCCAUGAAAGUGUCAUUUAUAGCACAAUCUGGUCUCCCCAUAUCCCUGGUUGCUUUGCUUCAGCCUCAGGUGAUCAAACUCUCAGAAUUUGGGAUGUGAAGACAACAGGAGUCCGAGUUGUGAUUCCAGCACACCAGGCAGAAAUUUUAAGUUGCGAUUGGUGUAAAUACAAUGAGAAUUUGCUGGUGACAGGAGCAGUUGACUGUAGUUUGAGAGGCUGGGACUUAAGAAAUGCACGACAACCAGUGUUUGAACUACUUGGUCACACCUAUGCUAUUAGGAGGGUGAAAUUUUCUCCUUUUCAUGCCUCCGUGUUGGCCUCUUGCUCCUAUGAUUUUACUGUAAGAUUCUGGAACUUUUCAAAGCCUGACCCUCUUCUUGAAACAGUGGAACAUCAUACAGAGUUUACUUGUGGGCUAGAUUUAAGUCUUCAGAGUCCAACUCAGGUGGCUGACUGUUCUUGGGAUGAAACAAUAAAGAUAUAUGAUCCUGUUUGUCUUAGCCAUCAUGCCAUAGUGGUUAACUCUUCCCUGUCAACAAACUUACAGAGACAUUAUAUUAGAGUUCUCCAGAGUAAUAGAACCCAUAAGAGCAAGCGAGAAAGAUUUUCAGAAAUUGAUGAUCAUGAAGGCAUAAACAGCAAGUGUUCAGGGAAGGUGAACCAGUCCAUGAGGGUAAAUCGCCAUUUUCCUAAACCAGUCCUGCUGUUCUCUUACCGCUCUGCCAAUGAUUGGCUUAUGGGUGGUCCUGUGACCCAGUUCUGCUUUUGCAUUGACGAUUUGGCAGUUCAGCCCGUAUUUCAAUUAGUCCACUGUCACCUCAUCUCUCACCAUGAGAAAGUCGGCAAUUUUGAAAAACAAGAGGCAGCAACUGAGGGCUUCUUCCUGGAUCUUCUACUCCUUCCUUCCCUGGUCCUGAACAACCCUCAGUUUGGGGGGAGCACGGAUGAUGUCACCUCCCUGUUCGGAGCGGAUCCAUGCCCUCAGCAGAGGCUCGAGGAAGACAUAAUUGUCGAGUGCUGCCUCCCGUCGCUAUUUUCCGCUGCGUUUAACCGCCCACCUCUCUCGAAGGGGAUCCGCAGAUGA
Molecule: messenger RNA, 1564 nt
Organism: Tupaia belangeri chinensis (Chinese tree shrew)
Lineage: Eukaryota; Metazoa; Chordata; Mammalia; Scandentia; Tupaiidae
Gene: PEX7
Product: peroxisomal biogenesis factor 7
Biological process (GO): protein import into peroxisome matrix
Cellular component (GO): peroxisomal matrix; cytosol
Molecular function (GO): protein binding
Source: RefSeq, a predicted model, not a curated record